Canariomyces notabilis is the source of this 1566-nucleotide messenger RNA. RefSeq lists its product as uncharacterized. Gene Ontology annotation, molecular function: acetate transmembrane transporter activity. The record is from RefSeq and is a predicted model, not a curated record. Gene Ontology annotation, cellular component: plasma membrane. Bases 323 to 1207 code for a protein of 294 amino acids. The transcript has 3 exons. NCBI's taxonomy places the organism in Eukaryota, Fungi, Ascomycota, Sordariomycetes, Sordariales, Chaetomiaceae.
CGCGCCCUUGGACAGGGUGGAUAAUGUAGAUGGCAGAAGCAGAUCCCGGCUGCCCGUCGCUCCUCUAGGCGCUGCUCAUUCGACAAUUCUGGUAUGAACUGCAGCGAUCACUGCUACCCACCCCCCCAAACCCCAACGGCGCUAGAAAGCGUUGCUGGCUUGACCCAUCCCAUCUAUAUCAAUCCUGUUGGCCCUCUAUUUCGUCCAUUUCCCGGCCUUCGCUCCUUGGUUCUUCUUCCCCCUCAACUCAACCACCCAAUACCCAGUAUAAGACGCCGCAAGAAGAAGACUCAGCCGAGCCAUUCGUCCUCUGCAGCACACAAUGGCGGACCAGCAUCUCGCGACCGAGAAGGGCGUUGGCCAGACGACGGGGGCUACACCCGUCGGGGCCAACGGAGCUAAUGCCACCCACCGGGGCUAUGACUUGCGCAACCCAAUGGCACACGUCCACGCCGGCGACGAGCCUCGGUUGCCGGCCUUCGGUGGUGAGUUCCAGCCGGGUCUCUACCGGCCGGUCGAGCACCGCAAGUUCGCCAACCCGGCGCCUCUGGGUCUCUGUGCCUUCGCCCUCACCACGUUUGUCCUCUCGGCUAUCAACAUGAAUGCACGGGGCGUCACUGCGCCCAACGUUACCGUUCCCCUCGCCUUUGGCUACGGCGGUCUCGUCCAGCUCCUGGCUGGCAUGUGGGAAAUGGCGAUCGGGAAUACAUUUGGUGCCACGGCGCUGUCGUCGUAUGGCGGCUUCUGGAUUGCCUACGGCAUCCUGCUGACGCCUCACUGGAACAUCACCGGCCCCGGGGGACCGUACCAAAACGACGCGACCAAGGCAAUCGACCCCAAGAUGACCGACUCGGCACUGGGCUUCUUCUUGACUGGCUGGUUUAUCUUUACUACCAUCCUGCUUCUGUGCACGCUUCGCUCGACUGUCAUGUUCUUCCUGCUGUUCUUCACCCUGGAUCUCGCCUUCCUCAUGCUUGCCUGCGGCCACUACGCCAGCGACAACGGCGCCACGCAGUCGGCCCUGAUGCUCCAGCAUGCUGGUGGCGGUUUUGGUAUGCUUGCCGCCUUCUUGGCAUGGUACAACGCUUUCGCCGGUAUUGCCGACAGCAGCAACUCGUUCUUCCUCAUCCCCGUCUUCCACUUCCCGUGGUCUGAGAAGGGUCGCGAGGCGAGGCUCGCCAAGGCCAACUCCAACACGGCUGCUUAGAGAACCACGUACGAGCAAUGCGACAUUACGAACAAUACCCCAUGUUUUGCCUUUUAGACCUGAUUGUAAUUCAUUACUCCAAUCUUCUCGAUUUGAGUGCGAUACCCGGCAGUUUCGCAAGUCGGUUAUUUGAUGCCGUCGAGCGCUGGGGCCGUGGUGAUUUGACGGAGGAAUUGUGGAGAUAUUAGCCUGAAAAGAGAGAAAAGCAGCAGCAGCGUGGUGGAUCAAAACGGGACCCCUUUUGGACACUUUGUGUUAUGCUUUUUUGAUUAGCGAUGGAUAAUGGACGAAUCUGGAGUUCUGGACUUGCUGUCAUGGAUAUUGUCGUUGCACUUUGUUCACUUGGAGCGACCAUUCCG